GAGCCGGGGGAACACCGGGAACGGCGGGGGGAGUGGGAGCUGCGGGAACCGGAAACGGGAACCGAGAAGCCACGGAGGCUGUUGUUGAACAGCAAGGCUCGGGGCCUGCUCUGUGACCCAGAGUUAGAGGGGAGCCUGCAGGGAUCAGCCUGUUCCUUCUGAGCUGAGACAGCACAGCAAUACCAGCACAACCCCCCGCCCAAAGGGAAAAGUUGCUGCAACAAGUCAAGGUUAAAUUCAAUCUUUGGGAGAGGGAAUAAGGAUAAAAUUCCAAAUGGCCACGCUCGGUGCCAUUACAUUCCUGGGCUAAUUUACACUGAAACCAAGGCCUCUUAGCAGAGUGCUCCAAGCAGAACUGCUCUGAAGUCUUCAGGAGUCUCAAGAGAACUGCACUGAGAGCCAUUUCCCCACAUCCAUAUCAGGUGGCUUAAAGAUGGAUGCUCCUAAAGAAGCUCAGCCUACAGGAGAGUUCGAGUGUCAGCUCUGUGGGUUAACAGCUCCCUACACGUACUACGGGCCGAGGCCGCCAAACUCACGCUCUGUCGUGCUUUUGGAAGAAGCCUAUGUCAUGAAGGAUCCUUUCACCCCUGACAAGGACAAAUUCCUCAUCCUUGGCUCUCAUUGCAGUUUGUGUAGCAGAUCAGUGUGUGUUGGUACAGAAUGUAGUCUGUUCUACUCCAAAAGGUUCUGUCUCCCCUGUGUGAAGGAAAACAUAAAGGCCUUUCCUUUGGAAAUACAAGAAGACAUGGAUAAAAGGAAGCCCCAGCAGAAAUCCUCCAAAAAAACACAUACCAAACAUAAAUCCUGAAGGACCAAGAGUGACAGUUCUUUGGCUGGGGUUUCUCCUCUCUGUUCAGAGACUAUCAUAUUGCUCCUUUUAAAGAAGUGACCUUCAUCAGCUCACUACUACUGAACAGAGUGCCACAUUUCCUUCCCCUGGGUUCCAGCAUCACCGCGCAGCAGCCGCAGGGCCAGCGAACGGCUCCGGGGGGGAGGAGCCGGGAGGGAAGGCAGACGAGCCUGCUGUCACCAUGGAAAGUGCUUGGAGUGAAAAACCAAACAGCAGAGGAACCAGGUCCAGUUCUACACAUUUGCUACUUUGAUGCUUUGUGUUGUUCUUGACACUCCUACAGUGCUAUGAAAAUCUGAGACAUUUAACUGGCUUAAUUCAGGAUACAUCCAAGAAAGUCACUACACAGCAGUUGUUAUCUGGCAGUGCUGUGCUGGUUAAGGUUACAGUAGGCAGGGAAUUUAGAGCUUUAAGUCUAAAAUAAAACUCUUAUGAGAAAAUGUCACUGAUACCCAUAGAAAUACCUGAAUUUUUCAAUAUGAUAAUCUUGAUACUAUCGUAGCAUUGAGACUCCUGAAGGUCGGUGCUCCUGUAAUAAAAUACCAAUAAAAAUACUUACAAGUCCCUUGCACUUGCAGUCACUCAACCUUCAGGUCUGUGUCAGGACAGCAACUGGGGAGGACCCUGAACACAUCAAGUUUAUGCUUUACAAUAAAGGUGGCUUCCUUUUCACUUUCA
This is a messenger RNA of Chiroxiphia lanceolata (lance-tailed manakin), 1528 nucleotides long. It is a transcript of the gene CDPF1, whose product is annotated as cysteine rich DPF motif domain containing 1. The coding region runs from base 434 to 808 and encodes 124 amino acids. The record is from RefSeq and is a predicted model, not a curated record. The transcript is spliced from 6 exons. Lineage: Eukaryota; Metazoa; Chordata; Aves; Passeriformes; Pipridae.